UCUGUCCAAAGGAUUAGUAGCAGUGGGGAGUGAUGCUGUUUCUCCUUUCCUCUGCAGUUCACGGGAGGUGAGGGAGCUCUGGCUGGAUUCGCUUCUUGGGCAAACAAAAGGACUGAAGGAAACCAGACUGUCCAGAGCUCCUCCAAUCAAACUCCUAAUGAAAGUGUUAAGCAGCUGUAAUACUUCAAAGACACUAAAUGCUGGGAACAUGGAGAGUCUGAUUGAGUGCCAGACAGAGGCUGAUGCCAAGAAAUGUCCCAUGUCAGUCCCAGCAGAUACUGAAGACAGACUUUGCCUCUCAAACGCAGAUGGAACAAAGAAAAGAAAGAAGGUGAUAUCACAGUCAUUUACUCUGAGACAAAGCCUUACCAAAAGAAAUUCCUCAGGACAGCUAGACUUGGGUACCAAAAUCACUCUGUUUGGCCAUCCUCUGGCACUUAUCUGUGGGGAAGAUGACACACUGCCCCAGCCAGUCCAGGAUCUCCUGGCCAUAUUGUAUAUGAAAGGACCUUCUACUGAAGGGAUAUUCAGGAAAACUGCCAAUGAGAAAGCACGAAAGGAAUUGAAGGAGGACCUAAACAAAGGCGGGAAUGUUGAUCUGAAAAGCAAAUCUGUGCACCUGCUGGCAGUGGUUUUGAAGGACUUUCUCCGAAAUAUUCCCUCCAAACUCCUAUCAGCUGACCUCUAUGAGAAAUGGAUGCAAGCUCUAGAGAAGCCAAGCAAGCAAGAAAAAAUUGAAGAAUUGAAAGAGUAAGUUUUUCAACCAGGAAAUUUUGCAACCAGUGCCAAUGUAAUGGAGCGGCUGGUAGAGGCCAACAGUGUCUUUCGAAAUCAAGACACUCAUUUAAAAGCCUGUCCGUCGUAUCAGGUUGCUAUUGCUCCAUGGGGUUUGCUUUAGAGGGCUCCAGCAGCAGCACUUCCUGAACCCUCUUCUGAAAUCUCUGUGUAGUUCUCUUUCAUCCUCAGCUGGUCAGUGAAAACUAAUGUCUGCUUUCUCCCCACAGAACAACUCUGUGCAGCUCAUCAGAAUGACUCUGCCUAUGACAGCCCAGAUCCUGAAGCAGAAUGCAGUCCCUGUGCCUCUGAGAUGAAGCAGACCAAAGGGAGAAGUGCUACUGUGAGCAGAAAACAUCCAACAAAUAUCUCUGCCCCUUCCCUGACUAAUUUCAGAAAUGACAUCAGCACAAUGGACAGGAGGUACUCAGAGUCAGACUUGUCCUUCCAGAACUGCCUUGAUGACACAAUAAGGAAACAAAGGCUAAACAAAAGUGAGGACAAUUUUCCCGUUCAGCAGAAACUGCUAUGGAUGGAGGCACUGGAGGAACGUCUUGCAGGCUUACCUUCACAAUUGUCAACUGACUCUCUACCAAAAACAUCCUCCAGUUGCUCCCUGGAGAGCUCUGAUGGCUCAGUUUUCACCAGCUCCCCAUUAGUUUCACCCUCUAGUCCCAAAAAAACCUUUUUAAAUAGGCCUCAGUCCUUUUCCACCAAGGCCACCGAAGACUGCAGUACGCCUAGCAGAGAGAUCAAAAAACAUUCCAUGUCAUUCUCUUUUGCAAACCGCAGGAAAACACUAAUAAAAACCCAAAGCUGGGGGCCUGGAAAACCCAUGUUUUUUCAGAGGGACAGUUUCACAAAGAAAGAAGAUCACUUCUCCUGCAGAAUUGUCCAGGAGGGCAGCCGUAACGAUGACAAACUACUGCCUGUGGAGUAUCAGCAAAGGCCCCGUCUCAGGUCAGUUGAUGAAGUGUUCAGAGAGGUAGACCAGGAAAACCCUAGAAGACCACCCUCUUAUGAAGAGGCUGUUAAAAACUGCCCGGCCACUACAGUUCCCUCCCAAAAUCUCACGGUUCAGACUCUGAGAUUAGCAGCGUCAAACCAGGAUGUUUUGCUGCCUCAUCCAUGCAGCCACAGUGCACAGGACACAGCAUAUAUGGAUCUGAGGGAUCUACGCAAGGCCAGAGUUUCUGCAACAAAGGAUUCUGACAUGGAAACUGAAACCUUCAGCAUCUCUGUAGGAGUAAACUCCCGUGUGAAUUUACCCGUGACCCCAGGAGUCUACCGGAUGAGAGCCAUGUCUGAGUCCUGUCAAAAGAACAAACUCGAAUAUGUGGCUCGGAGGUGCAGCCAGCCGGUUUUUGAGGUAGAGCAGAUCCAGUAUGCUAAGGAGUCCUACGUUUAAAAAGCCUGUCCUUCCUCUUUGCAUUGUACAGAGUAAAUAUUGUAAAAAUAGACAUCUUACUAAUCAUUUGUAGGAUUUUACAUUCAAGAGACAAAGAAUAAGCUAGCUCUUCAUGAACUUUUUUUCUGAAGUGUCAGUCAGCUUGACAUGUCACAUCCUUUCACCACAAGCAUUGGUGGUGAAGACCUGUGUAUCAUUAUGUGCAAAUGUAAGUUAGUAUGCUGUACAUAACCUGUUGUGUGGGAAGAGUAGUUAGCAGAUGAUAAACAGUGUUGUUUUUGUUUUCCUCAAAUGACAAUUACAAGGUUGGCAGGUCCAAAAUCUGUCUCACCUUCUUUAUGUUUUCUGUAUAGUCACAGACCCUGUACCAUUUUUCGUGUCUGUAUGUGUGCCAGGCUGAUGCAGUGCUUUGUUGAUUUUCUGCAUUAAAUGUGGGCUGGCAGUUACUUUAAUGGGGGAAGAGUUAUUCUGUCACCUAGGUCACUUCAACACUCUUCCAUAAACACCCUGUAUGUGCUGCCAUUCCAUCUUCCUGCUUGCUGGUGAUAAGAAUGAUAUGACCACUGAGCAGCAUAGUGUUGUACACUGAGCCUGGGGUUAGAGCCCUAUGAGGUCAUUAUGGGAAAGUAUGAAGUAACCCUCAAGUGUCCUGAGGUGCUUUUAGACUAAAUAAACUGGACAGGCAAAGAAAGGAAAAACAAGAAAGGAAAAGUAAGAAAGAAAGCAAGAAAGAAAAAAAGAAAAAACAAACAAAAACUACAAGGAAAUAUUCUGGAUUCCAGCUUUAUAUAGUUAUAGUUAAUAGAAAAAAAAAGACAAAAAAGAAAAUAGUAUGUGGUAUUCUUAUAAACUUGUAAAUAUGACUGGAAGUGCAAUGUGCUUUUAUGGGUCAGCAUAGCCUUAAACCAGAAGCAGGGAGACAUUUUUCUCCUGUGUAACUUCACUACAA
Pyrgilauda ruficollis (rufous-necked snowfinch) is the source of this 3131-nucleotide messenger RNA. It is a transcript of the gene TAGAP, whose product is annotated as T cell activation RhoGTPase activating protein. The transcript has 8 exons. NCBI's taxonomy places the organism in Eukaryota, Metazoa, Chordata, Aves, Passeriformes, Passeridae. Gene Ontology annotation, biological process: signal transduction. Gene Ontology annotation, molecular function: GTPase activator activity. The record is from RefSeq and is a predicted model, not a curated record.